This is a messenger RNA of Sycon ciliatum, 793 nucleotides long. RefSeq names its product peptidyl-prolyl cis-trans isomerase. Gene Ontology annotation, molecular function: peptidyl-prolyl cis-trans isomerase activity. The record is from RefSeq and is a predicted model, not a curated record. Lineage: Eukaryota; Metazoa; Porifera; Calcarea; Leucosolenida; Sycettidae. Gene Ontology annotation, cellular component: intracellular membrane-bounded organelle. Gene Ontology annotation, biological process: protein folding; protein peptidyl-prolyl isomerization. The transcript has a single exon. Bases 76 to 570 code for a protein of 164 amino acids.
CUGAUUGCUUUUGAACACGAGGUUCGUGUUUCUCUUUCCCGUUCUGUUGCAAGACCAAUUUCUCAAGUCGCAACCAUGGCCAAGCCAAGAUGCUAUUUCGAUAUCACCGCCGGUGGCAAAAGCCUCGGUCGCAUCGUGAUGGAGAUUCGCGCCGACGUUGUGCCCAAGACCGCUGAAAACUUCCGUGCUCUUUGCACUGGCGAGAAGGGCUUCGGCUACAAGGGCUCUCCCUUCCACCGUGUCAUCCCAGGAUUCAUGUGCCAGGGUGGUGACUUCACCCGCAGGAAUGGAACUGGCGGAAAGUCAAUCUAUGGUGAGAAGUUCGCUGACGAGAACUUCACCCUGAAGCAUACUGGCCCCGGAAUUCUCAGCAUGGCCAAUGCUGGACCCGGCACCAACGGCUCCCAGUUCUUCCUGUGCACCGAGAAGACCACUUGGUUGGACGGCAAACACGUCGUUUUCGGCUCCGUUGUUGAAGGCAUGGAUGUUGUAAAGAAGGUUGAGAGCUAUGGCAGCCAGUCAGGCAAGACCAGCGCUGAGAUCCUCGUCGCCGACUGCGGACAGCUGUAAGUUGACAAUCAUCUUUUCAGGUGUUUUUUUUUGAUUUCGUAGUCAUUCUUACAAUCUUGACGAUUCUCGAUCUGCUUGGUGUACUUCUGUACCCGUUGCUUUAUCUUUUCCAGCUGAUCUCACUCAACUCCUUUCCAUCUUUGGUUUACUGCUUUGCUACAUAACGUUUCAGAACCUGAUCAUCCGCUUUCGUACCAUCUCAACUCAAUAGUCAAUACGUUCA